AUGUCUGAUAACGUCCCUCUUACACCACCACGGAGGAGCAGCAGCAGCAGCAGCAACAAGAAACACUCGACUUUCACCACGCCAAACCAAUAUGCCGCUUUACUCACACCAGCAACCAGUGCAAAGAAACCAAAGAGCUUUGGUAAUGCUAUAUCCAGUGGAAAUAAGCUAUCAGUAAUCACUCCAAACACACCUCAGAAGUCACCAUCAAAACUGGGAUCACAAAGAAAGAGAAACUUUAACGAUAUUUUCAAUGAUUCAAGUAGUUUGCAUCAGAGCAGUGAAAAGUUGCCCAUGGGGUUGUUUCUACCCUCUCCUCGUAUUGUUGGAUCUGGAAGAAAUGGCAAACACUUGCCAUCCCCUGCUGCUGUGAAUAGAAAUGAGAUAAGAGAACCAGAGGCGCCCAUGACGCCAGGAAAGCAGGUGAUAACGGAAGAGAUGGUGAAACAAUGGCAGGAAAGUAGUGAUGAUGAGGAAGGAGUGGAGGUUACAACCUGGGAACAAGUUGAAAAAAUCCCCAAGGCAAAUUUGCCCAAUCCUUUCAUAGCAAGUGGAGCAGAUCACAAGACAAAAGAAAUGAGAUCGGACUCAACUAAUCCUUUCCUAGAUAAAGAAAACGCAUCAAGAGACAAGAUUGAUUACAACACUCAUAUGGAAUUGGUAAACAACAAAACAGGUGAACGGAAAGUGGUGAAAUUAACCAAGAAUCAAAUGAAGAUAAAGCCUAAGAAAUUAUCGUUUGAAGGUUUAUAG
Messenger RNA from Lodderomyces theae, 753 nucleotides. RefSeq names its product Sol1p (gene SOL1). The transcript has a single exon. The record is from RefSeq and is a predicted model, not a curated record. Lineage: Eukaryota; Fungi; Ascomycota; Pichiomycetes; Serinales; Debaryomycetaceae. Bases 1 to 753 code for a protein of 250 amino acids.